GGCCCAGGCCAUGGAUGAUCGGGUUUGAAUAAUUUUUGUUCGAGAAGAAGACUGCGUCGAAUACUUCACCCUUGAGUGCUGAGUUGUGGUGAUAUUGGGCGCAGCUCGAGGGACUCGUCCCGCCCGCGUCCGAUUUCUUUGCUGAAAGUCGAGUGUGAUGCAGCGUUGUAGACGGAGACGUUGCAAGUCUGAGCCACGCUCGCAGUGAGCGACUGAAUUAUGAAAUUGGAGUUACUGAAAAAUGCUCAGAUUCGACGAAGACGAUGACGACGAAUGGGUGGACCGUGAUGAGGCACGCGACCACAAUGACGGUGACACUCGGCACGCCGGGCUCCAACUGGAGGACGAUUCGAUGCUCCUUUCCUAUAGUAAGCGCUCCGCGGGCGAUCCGGGAUCCGUGAUCUACCUGUCGCACAAGAUCAGCCCGGAGUUCAACUACUUUGAGAUUGAAAUCAUCAGCUGGGGUAUGGAGGGGCGUAUUGGACUAGGUCUCGCCCACAGUGACUACCCGCUGGGCAACAUGCCCGGAUGGCAUGCGGGCAGCAUCGGCUAUCACGCGGACGACGGAUGCCUGUUUCAUGAGAACGGGCACGGCUGCCAGUUUGGGCCAGAGUGCGCGGUGGGCGACCGUAUGGGCUGCGGCGUGGAAUUCUCCGGCGCCGGCGGUGAUGAUGGUGGUAGCGGUGGUGGCUGCGGAGCUGGCCAGGAUGAAAAGAGUGAUAACGACUCCGACUCCGACGGCGAUGGCUGGUACGGCAAAAAGAAGAGAUGCGGUUCUCCUGUUUCCGUGUACUUCACGCGCAAUGGCGAGCGCGUGGGCCGCACCGUGACCAUGCAGCAGCGCAGCAACGGCGGUCUGUACCCGAUGGUAGCAUUGGACAGCGAAGGAGAACGGGUGCGUGUCGAUCUCGAAGUGGCCUCGGCGAAUCCGGACGCACGCGACGUCAAUAUGCGUAUCAUCAAGAGCAUUCCCUUGGCGGCGGCAUCGGCUCAGGCAGGAUUGCCUGAAGACGUGCCCAACUGGAAUCGCCUUUACAAUGUUGAACAAGUGGGCAACUGUCUUCACUAUACAUCCUUGAGCAAUUCGGGCCUUGCGCAGUGCGAACAGCCCAUGAGUCUUCGCCAUCCCUAUUUUGAACUGGAGAUCGUCAAUAGCGGCGAGAAUGGCCAUGUUGCCAUCGGAGUGGCACACUCCCAGUACCGGUUUGGCCGGCAGUUCUGCAGGAAGAAGUCCAGUUUGCUGUUUCAUUGGAAUGAUGGCAAACUGUUCAACGGACAGGGUGAUGGCGAGCCAUUCGGGUGUGCUAGCAAGCAAGGAGACCGAUUGGGUUGUGGCAUCCACUUUCGUCCCAGCGAGAAGGGAAUCCUUGGGAGUUGGGAUCCACCAAGCUCUUCUGAUGACGACAAGGAUGAGAACAGUGGCGACUCUAAUGGCGUGAGCUCAUCGUCGGAGGAUGAGAACACAGAGAAUCGCCGUGUGUACGUGUACUUCAUGUGCAAUGGUGAGGAGGUCGGCGGCUUCGAACGGGUCGUGCCCGCAGGAGGCUACUUCCCCACAGUCGUUUUGAUGAGCUCCGGCGAGGUUGUAAAGACGUUUGUUAGGGCGAUUACCGGUUAAUCGCACGUGCGUGCGUGUGUGUGUGUGUGUGUGUGUGUGUAACAUUCUUUCUGGCAAAGAAAUGAGGCUUUGAGCGAAUACGGACCAUGCCACUGCCAGCUUCGCAGUAGGGAGUACAGUAGGUAUUGGUUAUAGCGUGGGUGUUUGAUAAACGACUUUCUAUUCUUAUUUCCGAUAUUUCUUACACACGAUAAAUCAAGUGUGGCAUAUCAUAUGCAUGUGCACAGGGGCAGGAAGAUCAUCGUACAUGCAACGUAGUGCUACUGUGCAUGUGGCUGGUCAUAGUCCCAUUGGCUUACCAUGUGGCUAUCCAACAUGAGUUACAUGACCACAACAGUUGAGCCUGCAGCACUAUGACGCAACGCGAGUCAGAUCAGAACUGCAUUGGACAGAUGUUAUUACGGAGGAUUAGCAAGACGAAAUUCACGUUCGCGUUCGCAAACAUUUUUCAGUUCGCGAACUGGAUUGCGAACUUUCGCAUUUUUAGUUCGGAAAAGUAGUCGGGACACGAAUCGUGCGAUUCGUGUCAGGGCAAUCAUAAAUUUACCACGCUGUACUGCCUACGUCGUGUCAACAUCAUGCAUGUGCGAAUUCUGUUUGCUAAUCCUUCUCAUAACGCGAAUUCCGUCACUGAGUUCGACUUUCUUUGGAGAGCGAACGCGAACGCGAAUUUCGUCUUGCUAAUCCUGCGUAUUACUACAGGCGAUACACUUUGUACUAAUCCGGCAUGUUUUGGCAAAUUGCUACACAAAGUCCAUUCUCAGGACC
This is a messenger RNA of Sycon ciliatum, 2386 nucleotides long. Its product is annotated as SPRY domain-containing protein 3-like. Lineage: Eukaryota; Metazoa; Porifera; Calcarea; Leucosolenida; Sycettidae. The transcript is spliced from 3 exons. Gene Ontology annotation, molecular function: protein binding. The record is from RefSeq and is a predicted model, not a curated record. Bases 242 to 1618 code for a protein of 458 amino acids.